Agrilus planipennis (emerald ash borer) is the source of this 1268-nucleotide messenger RNA. RefSeq names its product eukaryotic translation initiation factor 2 subunit 2 (gene eIF2beta). Gene Ontology annotation, biological process: formation of translation preinitiation complex; formation of cytoplasmic translation initiation complex; translational initiation. NCBI's taxonomy places the organism in Eukaryota, Metazoa, Arthropoda, Insecta, Coleoptera, Buprestidae. The record is from RefSeq and is a predicted model, not a curated record. Gene Ontology annotation, cellular component: eukaryotic translation initiation factor 2 complex. The transcript is spliced from 5 exons. The coding region runs from base 170 to 1126 and encodes 318 amino acids. Gene Ontology annotation, molecular function: mRNA binding; translation initiation factor binding; translation initiation factor activity.
GAACCGUCAAGAACAUGUCAAGAAAUAAAAACGCAUGGGCAUGGGUGGCUGAUGCAAUAAGGUGGAAGACCUUUUAAACGUUUAUAAUUGUGUAUUUACAUGUAAUUAUAGCUAUCUGAACGUUAAUUUAUUGGAUUUAAAGAGAAUUAAAUAAAGAGAGCACUUAAGAAUGGCGGAAGAUGAAGCCAUUUUUGAUCCUACCCUUAAGAAGAAAAAGAAAAAGAAGAAGACAGCAUUUGAUAUUGAUUCAGUCUUGGCAGAAAGCACUGGAGAAAAUGAUAAUUCUAACCAAGGCAUUAAUACAGAAGUUGAAAAUAAAGACGAUGACCAAGAUGAUGCCAAUAUAGAAAUAGAUUUAGAUUUUAGUAAGAAGAAAAAGAAAAAGAAGAAGCCUUUUAAUUUAGAAGAACUGGAUGGUGCAUUACCAGAUGUUAAGGAAGAUACAACAAAUGAAACCAAUCAAAACCAAGAUGACACUGUCCUGGAUGAUAAUUUAGAUAUUGAAUUGGACUUUAGCAAAACUAAAAAGAAAAAGAAGAAGAAGAAAGAUCUUGAUGAAUUAAUUGGGGAAGCAGAGGAAAAACAGGAGGAUAAGGAAAAUGUUGAAGAUAAUUCAGUCACAUGGCAGGGUUCAGACAGAGAUUACACAUAUGAUGAAUUAUUAACGCGUGUUUUUGAAAUUAUGAGGGACAAAAAUCCGGACAUGGUGGCCGGUAAGAAACAGAAAUUUGUUAUGAGACCUCCCCAAGUGGUGCGAAUUGGAACCAAGAAAACAUCGUUUGCUAACUUUACGGAAAUUUGUAAAAUGCUUCAUCGACAACCAAAACAUUUAUUGGACUUUUUACUUGCUGAACUAGGUACUAGUGGCUCUGUAGAUGGUAAUAGUCAGUUAAUUAUUAAAGGUAGAUUCCAGCAGAAGCAAAUAGAAAAUGUUUUAAGGAGAUAUAUUAAAGAAUAUGUAACAUGUCACACUUGUCGUUCACCAGAUACAAUAUUACAGAAAGAUACAAGGUUGUUCUUUUUACAAUGUGAAACGUGUGGUUCAAGGUGUUCUGUCGCUAGUAUAAAAUCUGGGUUUCAGGCCGUUACAUCAAAACGUGCUGCAAUUCGUGCGAAAACUGCUUAGUUUGUUUUCACUUUUAAAGUAUUGUACUUGUGGGUGAAUAUUAAUCUGCAGUCUUUCAACUCGCCACGAAGAAGCAAUUUUUUUUAUCUUACGUUAUUUUUUAAAUACGCGUAACAUAAAAUAAAUUUUUAUGUGUAAAGAA